AAGUGCAGCUGAAACAUGGACCUGUCACCACACUCUUGGUACGACUCAUCAUGGCGGGGUUUCUCCAGAUCGCAGUAUGGCUCUUCAUCGUGGCUGUUGCCUGCACUCCAGCGGACGGCUAUAGAUCUAGAAGAACAUGCAGCUCCAAUAUGAGGUGCACCUGCAAGGCCUACUGCGGGAGUAUGGUGGUACGUAAUUUCGGGACGAUCUACAGAUGCACGUCCUGCCGUAGCUGCCAGUCUUACUGUGCCUCCCGCUGUGCAAGCAAAGUCUCCCGCUGGGCCAGAUACAGUUGCGGGGGCGCCUCUACCGGGGAAAGGAUCAAACCCUAUUUCUACUUGUCUGGAUACAGCAAAGGCUUCUACUCCAGCACCUAUGUCUGUAGAAGGACUCACUACUAUGGCUAGUCGAGACAUUGAUCUAAUGACGCCUGCACGGUCAUGGCUAAUGUAAUCCUCAAUUCCGAAAUAAACCUGCAAGCGAGCAA
Messenger RNA from Haliotis rufescens (red abalone), 487 nucleotides. RefSeq lists its product as uncharacterized. The coding region runs from base 51 to 407 and encodes 118 amino acids. The transcript is spliced from 2 exons. The record is from RefSeq and is a predicted model, not a curated record. Lineage: Eukaryota; Metazoa; Mollusca; Gastropoda; Lepetellida; Haliotidae.